Pistacia vera is the source of this 1803-nucleotide messenger RNA. RefSeq names its product probable BOI-related E3 ubiquitin-protein ligase 3. Lineage: Eukaryota; Viridiplantae; Streptophyta; Magnoliopsida; Sapindales; Anacardiaceae. The transcript has 2 exons. The record is from RefSeq and is a predicted model, not a curated record. Gene Ontology annotation, molecular function: ubiquitin-protein transferase activity. The coding region runs from base 195 to 1166 and encodes 323 amino acids.
UAUUCAAUUCAACCUCUUCCCCACCACCUCUCUUAUAAAUAUAUUCACUCUCCACCCCCACCACCUCUUCUUGUUUUUUAUAUGUUCUUCCUCUAAAUCAUUCAUUCUCCAGAGAGAGAAGAGAACCCAUUUCGGAGUUUUCUUGUUUGUGUUGGUUAAGGUUUAAGACAGAAGAAAGGCUUGGUUUUGGUUGAAUGGCUAUACAAGCGCAGUUAUAUUCAGAGAAUAAUAAUGUUGGGUUUGGUUUUGGCUUUGCAUUGUGCGGUUCAUCACAAGAUUGGAUGAUGGAGAAUGGUAAUGGUAAUGGCUGUUGUGGUGUUGGUAACGGUGGGUUUAAUCAGUUUUGUUUCGAAACACAACAAAAGCAACUGCAACAACAACACUUUUAUCAGUUACAAAAUCAGCAGCAUCAGAGAAAUAAUCUUACUACUUCUCAAAGUUUGUGUUUUGACAUCAAUUCUGCAAAUUUCUUGAAGAAUAGUAGUAACUCCAACACCAACACUUACCAUCAUCAUCAAUCAAUGCCAUUUUCUCAAACUAUGGCUCUUCAGGUUGAGAAGCAAAGACAAGAGAUUGAUCACUAUAUCAGAUCACAGAAUGAAAGAUUGAGAAUGGUGUUACAAGAGCAAAGAAAGCAACAACUCGGGAUGCUGCUGAAGAAACUAGAGGUAAAGGCUUCAACUUUAUUGAGACAAAAAGAUGAAGAGAUAGCAAAAGCAACAAACAGAGCAAUGGAGCUGGAGAUUUUGUUGAAGAAAUUAGAGACAGAGAGCCAAGCGUGGCAAAGAAUAGCUCAAGAGAACGAAUCAAUGGUUUAUUCACUCAACAACACGAUUGAACAGCUCAGAGAAAAGGGUUCUUGUUGCUUUAACAAUGGAGUCGAAGAUGCAGAGUCUUGCUGUGAUUUACCGGAACGAGAAGAAGAAGAAGAAGCAGAGCGAAACAGAGCUGGAAAUUGCAUUGAUUGUGGUGAAAAUAAAGACGAAAGAACAAAAAAUAUGAUGAUGAUGGUGAACGUUUGCAAAGGCUGUAAUUCUGGGGAUUCGUGCGUUUUGUUCCUUCCUUGUAGGCACCUUUGUUCAUGCAAAAAUUGCGAGGCGUUUCUUGAAUCUUGCCCCGUUUGUUUAACGCCAAAGAAGGCUAGUAUAGAGGCCUUAAUUUUCUAGGAAAAUAUUUUCCAGGAAAAUGAGUUUGAUCAUUUUCAGUAAAAAAGAUCUUGUUAGACUUUUUGGUUUUUUUAUAUUUCAUUUGUUAUUACUGAAAACAUGAAAGAAAAUUGAACAGAAUAGACUAAUCCCUACUGUGAAUGUACAUUUUUUUCUUUUCUUUUGUUUUAAAAAUUAUAUUCUUCCUUUAUUGGUGUCUCCAUUUAUGUUGAUUUGAUCUUAGAUUUGAGAUUUGAUUAAACGUUUCAGAUUUUUCCCCAAUAACUUUGGCUUUUUUGGUGUUGGAGGAAGCAAGCAAUUCCAACAGUGACAGGAGGGAUUGAAAGGAAAGCAAUGCCAGAAUCAACAUGUUUUAUGACUCUGUUUCCUAGUCUGGACUCUAGCAGCUCAAUAAAGAGAUUUUAUUAAUUAAUGGGAUUAUUUUGUUCUUUAAAUUCUGAAUUAAUUUUUUCCGAUUCUGCAAAUUUCAGAAGGAAGUUACAUCAGUUUGGCAACAGAUACCCACCAUAAUUGUUUGCAUUAAAAUACUAAAUUUGCCUCCUUCCCUUCCUGCAACUCUCUUUUAUUUUCCCAAAUUCCAAUACCUUCCUCAACUGUACAUUCAUUGUUUUACCCAGUGGGUAAUUCACGGAACUUA